Molecule: messenger RNA, 980 nt
Organism: Eriocheir sinensis (Chinese mitten crab)
Lineage: Eukaryota; Metazoa; Arthropoda; Malacostraca; Decapoda; Varunidae
Exons: 2
Coding region: 107-919 (270 amino acids)
Source: RefSeq, a predicted model, not a curated record
GUGGAGGCGUGGAGGGCGAGGGGUGUGUGGCGUGGGGGGUUCAGUAUAUAAGGUGUGCUUUGUGGAGGUAGCUCUACACUCGUCGCCCAUCGCUGCUGCCCUUGCCAUGAAGGCUCUGGUUGUUGCCGCGGCGUUGCUCUGCUGUGACGCAGCCCUAGUACAGCAUCGCCUCUGGAAGACAUAUCUGAACUUUCACAACACAGACCCGGCAGUGCUCAGAAUAUCCAAGCCAGAAAUUAACCUUGUUGAAACGUAUAAUACAGUGACAAUCCCCAAGGAAGUACCGGAGUCAGUGCCUGUCUCGCGCGUGCCCUCCCCCGUCUUAAUAAAACGUCUUGAUGCUCCCCACAUCGACGAGGAAGAGUUCCUGCUGGAUGAACAGGACCCAGCCCAUCGGAAGUCUCCAGUCCCAGUUCCUGUUCCUGUCCUCCUAAGCGGAAAGCUCGUUGAAAGUCCCAAGGAGCCCCCCGUUUCUGCCCCUGGGAAGGAUUUGGCUUCUGAUGUGCCUGUCAACUAUCAACAGAGUGCCUCAAGCAGCGUCUCCUUGCCAAUAAUGGUGGUAGCGGCUGUCCCUGAGCCCCUGGAAGCUCCAGAGCCUCCUAUGCCUUCCAUCACUGUGCCCUUCGUGGGCGGCCAGUUCCACUCUCAGGAUGAGCUGAAACAGUACUCCUUUGGUCAUUGGGGUGGUCUCAGUACUCGUGUGGAGACCAAGGAUGCUCUGGGCCGUACCCAUGGCAGCUUUGCCUAUGUGAAUCCUCUCGGAGAUGUGCACGUAAGAAAGUACGCUGCGGCUCCCUCCAUGGGCUUCAAAGUGGCUGCCUCUGACCUGCCCAUCGAUACGCCGGAGGUGGCUACUCUCAAGGCUGCCCACGAGCGAGCUCAUCUUAACUUUUUGUCUUUAAGAGAGGAAGUUAUCUGAACCUUCCCGAUCUUUUGUACAUGUAGAUAAUAAGUGUUGUGAAUAAAUCUACUAACUAGUC